AUGAUUAAAAACUCGAGAAGCUCAUUACCUCAAACAAACUUCUUCAUACCCUCGAAUGAUGAACGCGGAUAUCCAAAGCUUUCUCAAAACGAGGAAUACAAAUCAAGCAAGGAUGCGACAAAUCUAUGGGAUUUCAGCUUUAUUUACCGGCAACAACUCACUCAGAAAGAUGUCGGUGAAGCUUUCGUAGAUUCUGGUACGAAACAAGACGGAAUGAUUCGUUUACGAGUAACCAUUAGGACUCAAGCAAUUAAAAUAAAUUCCACGCGUUUAUCCAACAUUUGA
Molecule: messenger RNA, 285 nt
Organism: Clunio marinus
Lineage: Eukaryota; Metazoa; Arthropoda; Insecta; Diptera; Chironomidae
Source: the annotation of a GenBank genome assembly